AGAGUGAUUCCGUUCGCAUGUCAUUCCAGCAAGGAACUGAAUCCUUCCGUGUCUUUCCUUUCGAGUGCAUGCUGUUGAGUAUUCCCGCGACCAUACCCGUACCCGCUCUGCGGUAGCACGAGGUCGGCCAUGCGUCACUUCGUGGACAGGCGAGCGGAGAUCGAGACGUCGUCAUCAGUUUUAGAAGGUUCGGCGAACCCGCGUCGAUGUGCGGCCAACCCGGCAUGCGGUGGGUCUCCCGAGCUCAGAGAUAAACUCGACCAAGGAACUGAGCUCCGACCGUCCUUCAGUACAGUCCAAGGCUUCGUGUGAUGCCACCGAGGCUUGCUCGCGAGCAGAGAUCCCCAAUGGCGCAGCAAAGUUGCGAGUGCUCCGCUAGCCUUGGUCGCGCGAGAGAGUGAUACCGCCGGCGCUGACAAACAGCUCGACCGUGACCAGAUAACGAGCGGAGCUCGACGGUGAGAGUGGAGGAGAGCUGUUACUCUUGCAGCUAUGGGAGCUCCAAUAGUUGCGCGUGAUCCCUAUUGCGGGGUCGAUACGAUCGCAGAAGACAGGCGCAUAGCUAUGAGCGGAGUAGGUCUACUGGCCCCUGCAGUCGGCCCAGAGCAGUGUCGAUGUCUAACGUCAAGGUUUGAGAGCGCUACACACGCUUCACUGCGUGAGCUUGAGAACAGCGUUGGAGACCCUGCAGAAUGUGCAGAUGCAGGACAAAUCGUAGUGUUAGUUCACGUCGAUUUCGCACCCCUUCUCGAGCUCCCGUGUAUUGUUUGGCGAGGUCUCCGCAGUACUACUACUAGCAAAACAGUGCGAACGGCAGCGCUAAAGACCUGGUCAAGCACCAAUUUCUUGCGCGAGGCUUCAAAAUAUCACUCGUAGCUGCAGUUUCAACAAAUCCACUAUUCCGGUGACUGAAUACUAGUAUACUUGGGCCUGAAAUUACCCGCUGGAUAUCUCUGAUGUCCGCACUCGAAUUUACGAGACGUUUGCGGAGAGGCCACGCACUUCUCUGCCUCUUUUCGUUGUCGAAAAUAGAAGUACAGUGACGAUCGGCGUGGCUUGCAUUUGGCAAAAUUGAUUGGCCUAACGGCAAGAAGAAAGAGAAGGGAAGAUGUUUUGCCAGGCACAUUGUUCCAUCUUCCAGCAGUGGUUAUGGGCCGAGCACUGGACGCUGAUUCGAGCACUGGUGCCUCAGGCUAGAUGAGCUCUCAGAAUCACGAGCAUAGAUGCGAUGGCGAAGAAGCCUUCGUCGAUGAGCAGCUACCUUACAACGGGCAGCAAUGCAGAAAGUGGCAGCAAGGAUUCUCAGCAGCCGACGUGCACCGGCUGUGGAAAGCGUAUCGGUGAUCGAUAUCUGCUCAGAGCAGGCGAUCAGGAAUGGCACGAUACGUGUAUGGUCUGCUGUGUUUGUGGAAGUCCACUACGAGGUCUGACAGCCUACUGUCGCAGCGGAAAGCUGUUCUGUGACAAGGACUACGAACGGUUGAGUCGUAAGUGCGGAGCGCCCGGCUGCGGCGGGCCGCUGCUGCCUGGAGAGGAGGUGCGGGUGAUGGGCACUCGGCUGCUGCACUCGUCUUGCUGUGUGUGCACCGGCUGCGGACGCCCUCUGGGCAGUCACGAUCUGUACCAGUUCACGGCGACUGGGCAUCUCCUGUGCGAUCGGCAGCAUGGGCAUGGACAGGUACAGGAGGACUUCAUCGACCUUCUGGGUCUGGCGACCGACGAGGAUUUCUGCGGCGUGGUGGACGACAAAGGAAACUUGAAACCCGAAGACUUUGAUCCCGAUGAGAUGCUCUACACGACAGGCGAAGGUGAUGUCAGCGGACUGUUCGAUUUUUCCCUCUCUCCAAUGGAGGCACACGACAGCUUGAAGUCUUCCCUGUCGCAGGCAAGGGAGUCUGGCGGUAAUGCCGACGAGGGUAUGCAUGGAAUACUUGAGAAGCAGGAGCAGCUGCAGCUUACACUUUCAACGAGCCAGUCACCAGUAAAAGGGCUCUGCAAUAGUCCGACUGUUCCAUAUGUAACCGAGGGAAUCCCGCCAUAUGGAGCAGCAGCUACAGGCCGAACAAGCACAGUCAUGCCAUCCAGGAAGUCAGGGUUCGACCUGAGUCCGUGUCUUACUGACACUGCGGAUCUGAUGUCUCCGUUCACCAGAGGAACAUCGCACACAGAGAGCGGGACGGAGAGUCGUCCCACGUCUGCUGCCAGCAUAUCGCGUCGCCAGUCAGUGUCAAGCUCGCAGUCCAUGUCUCUGGCGACACCGAUGGAUGACUGUUCGACCGACCUCGGGCAGGACCUUGACCUGGAAUUGAGUUUGUCUGAACCGUGCGAGUCGCUGAAGGAAGAACCCCUGGAUCCUGCUCAACCACCGAAGAAACGCCCGCGAGGACCUCGGACAAAGAUAACUGAGAAGCAGCUACGGUUGUUGAAAACUGCGUAUGAUGAGAACCGGCACCCUAGCAGUCAAGUGCAAGAACGAUUGCAGGAGGAUACCUUACUGACACGCAACGUUAUCAAGGUUUGGUUUCAGAACCGGCGCUCGACUGAAAAACGGCACGAGAAGAAGCUUCUGGAGGCAACGCAAAGCGAUUCGACGGCAGCUGAGCUCAAGGACUCGUCUGACGCUCUAGAUUUGCAGGCGAAGGGUUCGUCUCCACAGGAUGCUGGGCAGCGGCCCAGAAAACGGAAUCGUCGGAAGCGAGACCUGGAAGCGGCCAACAGCGCGGUCAGCUCCACGACCAACAACCUGGAGCUGGGAUCGGUCACCGUCAGCCAGGCCUCGCCGGGACUGGACAGCUCGGCCAGCGUCGGCGGUAGGCCCGUCACCACAACCUCGGCGUCCAGCGCUACUACAGUGGUGUUGGCGGCGGCCAGCACCUACACCGGCGGAGCUGCCGCCGCUUCGCACAUCAAGGCCAUUGCCAACAUCUCCACUCUGUCGGACACAGCAGAGGCGGCGAACACGGCGAAGGCCGCGUCGGAGACGACGGCAACGUUGAACACGGAAGCCGCGUCCGUCUUGUGAACUUCACGGCAAGUGCUACAGAGGAUGUGGACAGGACUGAGGCAGCGAACAUAGCGGCUUCAUCGGACACAACGGCAACGUCGAACACGGAAGCCGCAUCCAUCUCGUGAGUCUCACGCCAUGUACUACAGGGAAUCUGCUUCGUUUGCUGACAACGCUAAAUCUCUCGUCGAAAUCGCAACCAUCUUCUGGAUGCUGCAUUGAAGGCGACGGCCACUGUGAAAUGGAUUGUCCCGGAAGUUUUGGGGCACGGUCUUGCACCCUGUGGCCAGCGUGAAGGAUGAUGAGAGCAAGUCUGCAAGUAACCCCCCCCCCCCCCCAAACCCCUCUCUCACUCACACCUGGCUCGCAUGCUGACAAUGUUGUUGCUGGCAUUGGUCUGUCAUCUCCCUCAGCAGUUCGUCGCCGAGCAUGCAACGCACAGUGUCGAACAUGGUGGCCAGGACUCAUGAAAGUGACAAAGAGUACUACAGUUCCGUCACUCGUUCGGCAUCAAUCUCGCGCGCUCCAGGAUAGGUGCCGUGAAGCAAUAAGUACCUGCAUGAAUACCUGCUGGCACUAAGUGUUGUCCAACUUCCAGCCAUCUCUCAAAGUAAGCGAUACAUGUGCCUCGUCGCUUAUCAGACCGCCCAGUCUCACGGUACCGUCGUCAAACCAUCUCUUCCGCUCGUUGUAAGCUCAUCAGAAGAGCUAAAAGGUGGUUUACUAGACAAGAAAACGAUGCUCUACAUAGUCUCGCCCCUCAGUGCAUGUGUUGGGGGUAGGUGGGGGUCACAUAAGAUAUAAUUGAGUUUGGGAGCCUCCGAGGUCUCUCCCAUCAACCGCUCCUCGCGACAGUGAUUUCAAGGCAUCCUGACGAAGGCCAUCGUACGCGAGCAUUGAGCGCUAUCACGAGUGAACGACCUGCGAGGGGUCUGUUGCUCAUCGUGCCUGUCAUGAUCGUGUGCCACCGUUGGCGUGAGCCGGCCGCUGAGGCAGGAACACGUGGUCACCAUGCUGUGUUCAAUGCGGGCUGCUUGGUGUUAUCAGGCUCGCAUUGAGUGCUAUCACGAGUGCUAUCACAAGUGAACGACCUGCGAGAGGUCUGUCGCUGAUCGUGCCAGUCAUGAGCGUGUGCCACCACUGCUCCGAGCCUGCUGCUGAGGCAGGAACACGUGGUCACCAUGCUGUGUUCAAUGCCGGCUGCUUGGUGUUAUCAGUCGUGCCGGAACCUGUACGGUUGGUGAGGUUAUCACCGGACCAACCUUGAGGACACCGACCUGUGUUUACCAGCGUGGGGGGCAUGUGUAUCUGCCCUAGCAUACACAAUGUAUGAAAGAUGUUGCUCUCGGACCAAUCAAAAACUGGUUCCGUUGGUUCUGGAUGCUAUUAGAUCUUUCCAGCACUGAGCACACACCGGAUAUCUUGUUAGUGUGGCUACCUGAUCAAUGUUCUUUAUUCAAUGCUGGCUGCUUACUAGUACGUUGUUGGAGUGGCUUCAUGUUCAAUGUGCUGUAUUCAAUGCUGGCCGCCAGAUUUUACAAUCAGGUCUGCGACGUCGAGCGCACAUCAGAUACCUUGUUCGAGUGGCCAACAAGAAAGACCUGCACCCAUCAUCAUUCAUCUCUGGUACGCCGAACUCUCACGGCCUUCUACUAUAAACGGCUGAGGUUUUCAUGUUCACACCCAGAUCCAUGCGCCAAAGUGGACACAUGCUCAGUCCCGACAAGACACACUGAGUCCCGAUUUGAUGCGUUAGAAAAAGAUCACUAUGUGAAAUACCUUUUUCCGAAGACGCAUCAGUAUCUUACCCGAGCAGUUGACUCAAAGUUAGAGGGAACCUUCUGAAGUACUUCCCACUCCUGUUGUUGUUGUUGUUGUUGUUGUUGAAUUCUUUAUUCUCACGAUGGCACCAUCGCCAAUAAGAGAUUUGUUGUUGUUGUUGUUGUUGCUUUUGUCAAUUUCUUGAAAUGUUGAAGCAAUCACUUGAAGCACUGCUUUCAAAUUUAGUUCAUCUGUGUACCCUGAAAGGUUUCUAUUAAUUAUUAGGCCGUUUUGCUUUUUUAAAUCUUUUUUCGUUAACAAUUUAUCAAGAAAGGGGUUUCCUUUUCAACUUUCCUUAUAUUUGGCUCCCCAGCUUCAUGUCACUGUUUGAAGUGUUUCGUUGUGGUUUAUCGAAAUGCAGUUUGACUAUUGGGGAGGUUUCGCUCUACGUAA
Sycon ciliatum is the source of this 5218-nucleotide messenger RNA. RefSeq names its product POU domain, class 2, transcription factor 1-like. Gene Ontology annotation, biological process: regulation of transcription by RNA polymerase II; neuron differentiation. Gene Ontology annotation, molecular function: DNA-binding transcription factor activity, RNA polymerase II-specific; RNA polymerase II transcription regulatory region sequence-specific DNA binding. The coding region runs from base 1229 to 3022 and encodes 597 amino acids. Lineage: Eukaryota; Metazoa; Porifera; Calcarea; Leucosolenida; Sycettidae. The transcript has 7 exons. Gene Ontology annotation, cellular component: nucleus. The record is from RefSeq and is a predicted model, not a curated record.